Huiozyma naganishii CBS 8797 is the source of this 2001-nucleotide messenger RNA. RefSeq names its product tRNA (cytosine-C5-)-methyltransferase (gene NCL1). Gene Ontology annotation, cellular component: cytoplasm; nucleus. The record is from RefSeq and is a predicted model, not a curated record. NCBI's taxonomy places the organism in Eukaryota, Fungi, Ascomycota, Saccharomycetes, Saccharomycetales, Saccharomycetaceae. Bases 1 to 2001 code for a protein of 666 amino acids. The transcript has a single exon. Gene Ontology annotation, biological process: tRNA methylation. Gene Ontology annotation, molecular function: tRNA (cytidine-N5)-methyltransferase activity; tRNA binding.
AUGCAGUGCAGUUAUACCCAUUGCAACGGAUCCCAUAUCAUUUGCUCGGGUACAACUAUCGAACGAAUGGCUAAGAAGAAACACUAUGGUAAGAAUACUCGCUCUCACAUGAACUGGAAGGAUCUGGUCAAGGAAAAUGACAAGUGGGAAAAGUAUUAUAAAACUGAACUGCGGUUAUUUUCUGAUGAAGCGGAAUGGUUAGACUUCAAAAGGGCCUGCCAGAGGGAUCUGCCAUUGACGUUCAGGAUUACAGGCACAAGAGUUCACGCUCAAGAUAUUUUGCAAAUUUUCAAGCAAAAGCACCUGCCAAGUUUGACCAAUAUUACCUUUGAGGGAGAAGCAGUUAAACCGCCCAUACAGCUCGAAUGGUAUCCAAACCAUUUAGCUUGGCAACUGGACGUUUCUAAACGAAUACUUAGAAAAAGUGAGCAGUUUGCAAAAACCCAUAAAUUUCUAGUAAUGGAGACUGCUAUAGGUAACAUUUCAAGACAGGAGGCCGUGUCUAUGAUACCUCCUCUACUGCUCAGGUUAGAAUCAAAUCACAAUGUUCUGGAUAUGUGUGCUGCACCUGGGUCCAAAACAGCCCAAUUGAUAGAACAGCUACACAAGGAUACCGAUGAACCCACGGGGAUAAUCGUUGCGAAUGACUCAGACAUGCGGAGGUCGUACCUCUUAGUGCAUCAGCUGAAAAGAUUGAAUAGCUCCAACAUUCUAGUGGUAAACCAUGAUGCACAAUUUUUCCCGAAUAUUCGCACCAACAGUUUGAAUAACAAUAUUACCAUGAAAUUUGACAGAAUUUUAUGCGAUGUUCCCUGUUCUGGGGAUGGUACUUUGAGAAAAAACAUAAACAUUUGGAACGACUGGAGGUUUCAAAAUGCACUCGGAUUGCACCGCUUGCAGAAUAAUAUCUUAAACCGAGGCCUACAGUUGCUCAGAAAUGGCGGGAGAUUAGUUUACUCGACGUGUUCUAUGAACCCUAUCGAAAAUGAGGCUGUUAUUGCCAAUGCACUUAGGAAUUGGGCUGGGGAGGUUAGCCUGGUUAAUUUUGACGACGAGCUGCCAGGAUUAAUCAGAUCUCGAGGUAUUUCUUCCUGGCCAGUUAUUGAUAGAAAUGGAGAAAUGAGAGAAAGAGGCGACCCUGAAACGCUCGACAGCUGGUUCCCACCUACUGCAGACGAACAAAAAACAUUUAAUUUGGAGAAGUGCAUCAGGGUUUACCCCCAUCAACAAGAUACAGGCGCAUUUUUCAUUGCCGUUUUCGAAAAGAAUGCCCCUCUCGAACACGAAUUCCCGGAGAGACCCGAAGAACUGACGUCAAAAAUGGCUCAGUUGGGAUUGAAGACUGGUUCCGAAGGGCAAACUAAAAAGAAGAUUGUUUUGCCCUUAGAUGCAAAUGCUGAGCCGUUCAUCUUCCUUGAACCAAGCAACAAAGUACUACAAGAUUGCUGGAAUUAUUACGGAAUUGAUGACCAAUUCGAUAAAAGUUCCUGUCUCGUUCGUAACACCACCGGCGAACCCACUAGGGUGAUUUACAAAGCUCUUGAAACGAUAAGAGAAAUCAUCUUGCUGAACAAAGAUAGACUGAAUGUCAUACACACGGGGGUUAAACUUUUUGUUUUUCAAAAGAUGGAUGUGGCUUGCCCUUGGAGAGUCUCUAGCGAAUCGUUACAGACUCUACAGCAUCACGUUAAACCUGAUAGAGUCAUAACAACAAACGAUAAAACUUUGAAAUUCUUGUUAACGGAGUCAUUUCCAACUCUCGAUUACGUCAAAGAACAGGAUCUUGAUACCGGGUUCAUUACAAAAAUUGACAAAUUAUCCCCCGGCUGUGCAUUUGUUAAAAUUCCGACUGACCUUUCCGGGAGAGAACCAUUAAUCUUUCCUGUAUGGGUUGGAGUGAACUCUGUAAAUUUGUUGAUCCCCAAAGAAACCGUGGAGGAAUUAGCUUAUAGGGUCUUUGAUAUCGAGCCCAAGUUGAAAGAGAAUUCAGGCGGUCGUUGA